Panicum virgatum (switchgrass) is the source of this 1101-nucleotide messenger RNA. RefSeq lists its product as uncharacterized. The record is from RefSeq and is a predicted model, not a curated record. Lineage: Eukaryota; Viridiplantae; Streptophyta; Magnoliopsida; Poales; Poaceae. The coding region runs from base 63 to 752 and encodes 229 amino acids. The transcript is spliced from 7 exons.
CAAUAUUUUUGCCGGUUUCUCUUCUCCUCCCGAAAUCUUCCCCUUUCACUUGAUCCUCCUCGAUGCCGCCGAGGAGGCGGCGGCGAGCGCCCCCCACCGAACCGCAGCCGGAGGAGCCUCCAGGCGCCGACGCGUCGUUGGAGGAGCGGCUGGCAUGGGAAAGCCACCAAGAAAGUGAACGCCAGAUUACUGCCAUCGAAGCGGUCAAAGAAGCAGAGGCUGGGGACAUACGUUCUCAGUUGCAAUUGGUGCGGUCCUACUUAUCCAAGGAGCAGCUAGAGGCAAAUGCCUUGGAAUAUUUUCAGGAGAACUUGCCCAAUUUAUCAGUUGUCUCUAAUGAAAAAUAUGAUGUGCUUGAGCUGAAAUGGAAUGACGGUGACACAUGCAUAAAUGAAGAAUUUGUAGAUGACACGAUUCUGCAAGCUUCGAAUGCAUCAUUGCCAACUGCUGGUGGUCUUCAGUUCCCGGGAGUUUCAGUUGGAAAGGACUUGUAUGGGCGCACUAGCAGUUUCAGUGAUUUUGCUUGGAGUGAGCUACCUGAAGGCCAAAUGGCAGGAGCAGGAGAUGCUUUUCAGACACCUGGGGUUGUGAGUAACCAGCUGUCAUUUGGCAUGACACCAAAAACCGUAAGGUUACCCAAGAAUGGUGAGAUGCUCCUAUCUGUGCAUGGUUCACCUCUUGGGGUCUACAAAGAAGAAAAUUUAGAAGCUAUUAAGGAAUCUGGUAAUGGAACUGAAGACGCUCCCAGCUAAUGCAGGAUGUUACCAUCCCUCGAGGUUUUGACAAUAACCUAAAUGCUGCUAAUCAAGAGUUUGACAAUGUACUCUGUUAACUAAUCCUGUUGUGCUGCCAAUGGGUGGCUAGUUAAAUGGGCUACAGCUGACACUGACAACUCAAGUAUCGUGAAUCUCUCGGUCUUGAAUGUUUAUACAGGCAGGAAUUGAUGUGGGGUUCAAUCCUCUCUUCAGUUCCUUUCUUCUUUGAAUCUUUACGAAACAGGGGUGCCAACUCCUUUUAUGCGCAGAAGAUAAACUGGCUUAAUGUAUUUAGGUAACUCCGUAAAUUUGAUGAAUAAAAGUUUUAGGGUGCCGUCUUUAUUCA